AUGAAGGUUUCUCUAGAGGGAGCAGCAGGCGCAAGAGCAGAUGGGCUCACAGAUCCCACCACCGGCAUCUCAGCCGGUGACGCUGGUAACGGCAACGGCCACAGCAGCGGGAAUGGGAACGGGAACGUGGUGGGGUUUUUUAUGGGAGGCUCAGAGUCUCACCCCUCAGGCAGCGCACUGCAUGCUUUCCCGUCUCUCAUGGCUGUAACACCUGCUGGUGGUAACCGCUCGCCCGCAGGCGGGAUAGAUGGGGCGGGAGGAGGUUUGGAUGGUUCGGGAGGGGGUGGAAGGGAGUGGGGAGGAGUGGUUGGAGAGUCGAUGGUGAAUCGGCUGCUGUCUGCGUUGAUUGAUUGCCCCAGGCAGGGUGGGGGGAAGGAGGGUGGGAUUGACGGAAGAGAGUGUAAGGAUGAGGAAGAGGAGGACGAGGAGGACGAGGAGGACGAGGAGGAGGAGGAGCAAGGGGAGGAAAAGGAGGGGGACGGUGAAAGGAGAGAGGAAGGGGAAAGAGGAAGUGUGAAGGAUGAAGUAGGGGAGGAGGAGGGGUUUUUGAGGGGUAUUUUGGAGAAUGGGAAUGAGGGGGGUGGAGGGGCAGCAGCAGGGGGGAAGAGGGAGAAGAACAGAGGAGUGGGGAAAGGAGGGGAGGAGGUAGAGUGGGUUUUACCUGCAGAAGGGGAGGUGCUAUCUGAUGCAGCUCUUUCUGGGAACCUGCUUCGGGGCCCUUCGUUACUGUCACACCCUUGGGGGCAGGUCGAUUUCGGGCAGAUUAAAAACAGCCAAUUGAACAGUUGGCAACCGAACAGUGGGCAGAUUUGGGGGCAGAUGGAAGGGGGGAGAGGGGCGGGGGGAGGGUUGUUGGGAGGGGGAGCUGGAGACAGGGGGAGUGGGUUAGGGGGGCCGCUGAGUGCAGAGGAGUGGAGAGGGAUGGGGCUGGAAGCAAGGAUGCGGCUGGAGCUGGCCCAUGUGGGGCUGCUGCGCGUGCAUGGGCUGCAGGAGUCGCAGCGGCAGGACGACGAAAUCAGCGCCAGCCUCCGCAUGUCCCACAGGCGACUGCAGGCCAAGGAGCAGCACAACCAGCACAAGGCAGCGUAUUUGGAGGAGGUGGUGGCAUCAAGACGACUGGAGGAAGAAAGGAGCUGCGAGAAGCUGGUGGUGGAUAGGCUCUUGGAAAUGGCCUAUGCCAGAAGAACGGGUCUCAAGAUGGCAGGAGCAGCAGGCACCAUCACCAAGGGGGCGGGCUCCUCCCUCAAGCUCGCGCGCCAGUCUGCCGUCCACUUUGUGCGCCACGCCCUGCAGCGCGCCGACCAAUGGCAUGCUGGCACGCUGCUGCCGCACCUGCAGCGCGUGCACCCGGACCUGCAGCCCUCGCCGAGCCUGCUCUCCGAGCCGAGCCUGCUGCCGUGGACGCCCGGGCCUGGCGGUGUGGGUACACCUGGGUUGGGAGGGGUGGGGAGGAGUUCUGGUGUGGUGACCACACCUGGGGGCACACCAAAUGCCCCUGCUGGUGCUACUGGUGCUGCUACUAGUGCUGCUGGCGCUGCUGGUGGUGCUGGUGCAGGUGGUUUGGACGGUUCUGGUGCAGGUUUAUCUGGAGCAGGUGCCUCUGCCCCUAGCCUCCUCGCCCUGUUCAACCGGCAGAGACUCGCUCUCUUCCCCCCGUCCCCACCCCGCCCUUCCAUCCCCCUCUCCUUCGCUCCCACCGCCACCACCACUGCAGCAGCUGCUGCUGGUGGUUGUAAUGAGAACAUACCGGGAGGGGAAUCACCAGCACUUCAAAUCGCUGGGUUGAGCCCCCUGCGAGCUGGUGGUGGUGAAGAGGAUGGUGCAGGAGGAGCAGCAGGAGGUGUGCCAGAGGCGGAGACAGACAGCCUGGUGGCAUCCAUGCUCAUUGCUGGUUCGCCGUGUGACAGCUUCAGGGAAGGUGCGUUGCUAAUCCUCCGUGGAGGUGUGCUCUGA
Messenger RNA from Closterium sp. Yama58-4, 1953 nucleotides. NCBI's taxonomy places the organism in Eukaryota, Viridiplantae, Streptophyta, Zygnematophyceae, Desmidiales, Closteriaceae. The record is from the annotation of a GenBank genome assembly.